Messenger RNA from Eruca vesicaria subsp. sativa (arugula), 339 nucleotides. The record is from the annotation of a GenBank genome assembly. NCBI's taxonomy places the organism in Eukaryota, Viridiplantae, Streptophyta, Magnoliopsida, Brassicales, Brassicaceae.
AUGUUGAGAAAUUAUGUGAACCAAAGAUUAAUCUCCAAUCCUAAUGUAGGAUCAUCAUGUCUUUACUUUCUUUACCUUAAGAGAGGAAGGGCGAGUGGAGGAAGGGAAGAAGGAAGAGAUCCUCUUUCCACGUCGGAGGAGAUCGCGAGACAAGGUAUUGCUAGCCAGACGUCAGAGAAGGCUUACGACGGAGCAGCGGAGGCGGUCAAGGUGUCUAGUGAUUCUGAGGAGGAUAAGGAAAAAGUGAAAAAGGAAUUUGAAAAGAGGGAAGAAGGUAGAGACUAUCGCAAGAGGAGUGAUGAUGAUGGUUUGCCUAUCAACACGGCUAAAGGAGUAUGA